CGUGCUUUUAAGAUAUAAUGGCAGCAUGCUCUUAAGAGCAGGGAAGGGAUGAUUUAUCAGAGUGGCAAAGGGGCUGGGAGACAAGUCUUGCUGCAGUCCUAAAAAGUGUACAGCUGUCAGCUAGCUGGAGAAGGGGAAGGGCGUGCGAGAGCAAUCUGCUGCCUCCGUUCCUGGUUACGAGCUUCGGGGGUUUGUGACAUCGUAGUUCUUGGUAACGCUGGAGUCUGAGUGCAGCUACUGAAAAGUCACACAGCUGGCAGUGAAUGCUACUCUCCUUUCAAGGUAUGUUGGAAUACGGCUUUGCUGUCUGUUUUCCUUAAAAGCGAAGGAUCUCCCUGAAAACAACUGAAAGCCAGCAUUUGCUUCUGAUGGAAGAAAGUAGAAAAGGCUUAGUUUAAAAUGAAAGGCUGAAGGGACCAUUAAUGAGUGAUGGGCUCUGCUGGAAAGGCUUUUCCUCACACCAUGACAACUGAUGAGUCAGAAGCUGGAGAGUUAGCUAUGGAGCCCCUGUUCAGUUGCAAGCUUUGUCUCUGUGAAUAUUCCCUGGAUAAGAUGACCAUUCUUCAGGAAUGCAGCUGCAUCUUCUGCACGUCGUGCCUGAAACAAUACGUGCAGCUGGCAAUCCAAGAAGGUUGUGGUUCUCCUAUCACUUGUCCAGACAUGCUUUGCUUGAGCAAUGGGACCCUGUAUGAAGCAGAGAUUGCCUGUUUGGUACCCAUUGACCAGUUUCAGUUAUACAAGAGGCUGAAGUUUGAACGAGAAGUCCACUUGGAUCCCCAGAGAACAUGGUGCCCUGCAGCUGACUGCCAAACGGUGUGCCAUGUUGUACCGAGCAAGUCAGGAGCGCCGCUGCCCAUGGAGUGCCCAACUUGCCACCUCAAGUUCUGCUCUUCCUGCAAGGAGGCAUGGCACCCACAACACCUGUGCCAGGAAAACCAGCCUAUUCUAGUACCAACUGAGCAGGGAUCACUUCUUGGAACGGCGACAGAAGCACCAAUUAAGCAGUGCCCGGUUUGUCGGAUCUAUAUCGAGCGAAACGAGGGCUGUGCUCAGAUGAUGUGCAAGAACUGCAAGCACACGUUUUGCUGGUACUGUCUACAGAACUUGGAUAACGAUAUCUUCUUAAGACAUUAUGACAAAGGGCCUUGCAGGAACAAGCUGGGCCACUCGCGGGCGUCGGUGAUGUGGAACAGAACGCAGGUUGUGGGGAUCCUUGUUGGACUCGGUAUCAUAGCGUUGGUGACCUCCCCCCUGCUGCUCGUGGCAUCCCCAUGCAUCAUCUGCUGCAUCUGCAAAUCUUGCCGAAGCAAGAAGAAAAAACACAGCCCGCCAACAACAUAAACCCCUGUGUCUGCCUGAGCCUCUAUCUGUAUGGCAUAUGUAUGUGAGGAAGCACAGUGGUUGUAUUUUGGUGCCAUACCUACCAAAUAAUACUCCCUUUUUCUGCCAAUCCUUGGGAAAAGUGCCUAUUCUUUACAGGCUACUCUAUCACUAACGAGUCACAGCGUGGGAAAAGUCUAGAUGGUUGUGCAGUAUAUAACACCCUUCAGUAGUUCAUACCCUAAAAUACGAACCACUGCUAGAACUUUACCAUCUUCCAUCAGCUGCAUGUGACUCGAUCCUGCAGUAUUACUCUGCCUUUGCAGACCCAGUCAUUACUGUCACGCUUUCUGUUGCUUCGUGGAGACACUCAGAUUUCUCAGGAAUCUGGUAGAAGAGGGAGAAGCCUGAUUAAGUUCUUCUGUCUGCUAGUGAAAGGUAACAAACUGUUAAGAAAAUACAUCUGACAGUUCCCUGUCAAUUGGCUGCCAUGGUACUUGUUUUAGCACUGAAAUAAGUGUGGUUUACACCACUGAUCUCAAUCACAGGAUGAAAACCCAACAAGUUUCUAACUAAGGUAGGACUCUCAUUUGACACACUGGACUACUGAUAUUUUUUCAGAUCAAACAUGACAUAUCUACCUUAAAAUAUUAGGAGUAUGCAGAUUUCCCUGCCAUUGGGUAUGCCUUUUGUCAGUAACGUGGGUGUAGCAAACUCAGCGUGCAGAAAGAAGGAAGGAACGCGGUGCAACAGCUCAGGGCCCAAACACACCCCACUUUCUGCAACUGCAAGAAGUUUCUCUGGAUUAUGGUUUGGAAGACAGUUGAACGUGUCUGCUGGCAGCUGGUAAUUCUAAAGGAGUGUCAGGAGAGUUAUAUUUCCAAGUACUUCCUUUUAAGAAAGGCCACGAUGCAGUUUGGCGUUGGGAUCUGGCUGUAUGUACACAGCGUGGCCAUGGACACACCAAGUACUCCGAGUACUUAUGCACAAUUUUCUGGGCAGCCGGUAUACUUUUUUCAACAGUUUACAUGGAGUGGCAGCAAGAACCCUGUUAAAAAGUUACUCAAAGCUAAGCCAAACCCUCCUUUAAAACCUCCUGGAGCUGCUGAAGGGAGUACUAGAGAAGUGCUGUGCAAGCGUAAGCUCUGUCUGUUUGUGGGUGUUUCUUCUGCCCCGCUCGAGGUGAACAAAGUCUGUUACUGCUAAGUCUUAGUUAUUCUAAAUCUGAAAGGCUGUCAGUUAACGAACCCUUCAUUUUAAUUUGGUGCCUCACCAUCAAACUGAUCCAUGCCCUGGUCUCAGUACCACCUGUAUAAGCUCUCUGAAACCUCACCCAAGAGCUGGAGUUACUGCAGGCUCACUCAGGAGUAGCUGAGAACAGCCUCUGCUCCCCGGAGUUCAUUUCCUUAUUGGCUGGUGCUCCUCACAGCCCCGGCCAGCGGUGGCUUUUGUUCUGUGCAUUUUCUGUCUGUGGGAACUGACACGAGUUUGCACUGUGUAAUGGGUUGUAAUUCCACCCCCCUUUGGGUAAGGGCUGCGAGGUUUGGACGAGCUGGUUGCCCGUGGGUGGCAUGGGGCUGCCCCUCGGCUGCAGGAGCCUCUGCUGUGGCCCUGGGCUGAGCCUCAGGAACUUUGCCUUCUUGGCAGCCGUAAAUGUGACCUUUUGUUUCUGUUUAACUUCUCUCUCUGGUUACUGUAACAGAAGUGGUAGAUGUUGUUAUUUUAAGAGAGCCUGGUCUGUUGAGCAGACUAGCAGGGACAAAGGCCUUAAAUGAUAUUGUCUGUUUUACUUUUUAAUUGAGUUACGUUAUAAAUACUGUCUGACUUUGCUUCCAGUGGUGACUGGAGGGCAGGCAGCGCUCACCAGUGGGAAAGGCUAUAUUUAUUCUCCAUCCACAGCUUCGAAGGGAAGCAGAGAGGUAGUCAGAACAUUCUAAAUACUGAGUGCAAUACAGGCAACUGCCAUUUGUAAUAAAUAGAGAAUGUUUUCUGUGUGUGUUUUCUUUAAGAGCAGUAAUGGUAGUGCUUGGGGCUACUUGUGACAGAUUAAAGUGUCCAGCCCUUGGCUUUGCACUAUUUUUCUACCUACGUUUUUAUGGCACUACUGUCAUUUCCAUUUUAUUUAUGAACUUGAAGUUGAAAGUCUUACUUUAACAAAGCCUCAAGGACAAGGACAUAGGAGCUGUACAGUCUCUUUAGCCAUAACCAGCAUUGCAAUGUACCAGUAUCCUUUGCAUGUUAAAAUUAAUGAGUUUUUCAUGAUUUGUGGGCUUACCUAUGUCCAAUGUGCCCUUUGCUAGUCUACUUUCUUUCCUUGUCCUCUCCCUCUCUUUCCCUUGGCUUGUUUUUGCUAAAAUCCCUAAUGGAAUGAACAUGUCUCCUGUUUUGUUUUUUCUCAUUAAUGCUGUUGUGUUAAUGAAAGUGCCAAGUUCUUCCCAAUGCACCUGAAGGUGGUUGUCUUCCCAGAGUACACUCACGGACACAAGGUCACUGUUUGAACUGCAAUACAAGUUUGUAUUGCUGGUGCCAAUUUAGAUUCCUGGUGGGGGUACCAAAAGCAGGAGGAGUUAAUAUUUAGCACAACCUGACAGCCAGAGUGCCAGCCCAGGCAUGUGGGGAGCCUGUAUGCAGAUUGGUAGCAGCAGCCCAGGCUUUAGCUGGGUAAGGAGAGCAUGAGCUACAGGCCCAUCUUCCUAUGACUGUGUAGAUGCAGCAAUUGACCAAGAAAGAAGCCCUAGAAAUACUUCAGAGCUUAAAAAGGUUGUUUUUUAAAGAAAAAGACUGUUUCCAGUGCAGCACUUACCCUGGCUUCUCAGUGCAUAGGGCUGCUUGAUUAUGUGCAUGUAGUAGACCCUGACCUGGUCAGCACCUGAGGGCACACCAAAUCUGCUGAGCUAGCAGGACUCUGCUAACUCUGUGCUGAGGUGCUGGGAGCAGCAGGGCCCUGUUGCCUUGUUUUCCAGAAAGCAGCUAUUUUGCACCAGCUGGUCAUGCUCACAGAGUUUUCAGAGAGACAUUUUAGCAGCAAUGUUUUUACAGUGUUGGGUUUUGUUGUUUGUUUGUUGGAGUUUUUUUCACUUUAGAAGAAGAAGUCACUGUAAAAGGGAUUUAUUGUGGGUGGCAGCCAGGGGAGAUCUUAGGGUGCAAGAUCUGAGGUCUGUGGUCCUAGCAAGAGAGGUUUUAGGCCAUUAAUGUUACCUUUCUAGUGUCCACAGAUAUCUCUCUUGGAGAACAAAAGUGGCAGCUCCUCCAUUCAGUCUGAAGCAGCAGCAUUCAGCCCCGCUGAACAUUGAGUUUAACGGUCAGAGCCUAGAGACAAAAUCUGAACAUCUUACUGCAACUGGCCACAAAUCUCCAUGGCCACAUGUCUCAUGGUAAUCUCACAGCAGUCACUGGAGCUGUGUCAAAUACAGCUGAGGAUCCCACUCAGCAUCUCACAUCCAGGGGUUAAAAUGAUGAUGAUGCCUGCUCCCCAAAGCACCUGUUCAUAAACAAAGCAUUUGUCAUUCUGUGGCGUGGGAGAUGGUCAAUGCUGCUCUACAGUAAAUGAUUUCUUAAUUGGUGCAGGGGGUUACUCCAAAGAAGGAUGAGAGAACUAACAGUAACUAAUGUUUCUACAGUCCUUUAAUGAUGGUAAAUGCUAUGUACUGUUGUCUAUCCAGUAACAUGGCAUGAAGUCCAAACAUAAGUUUAAAAUGCACGUGAUUUUUACUUGAAUGAACUAAGAGAGACUGGAUUUUACCUUCAGAUUUGCUUGCAGGUGUACAAGUGAACAGAAUCAACUGUAUUGCCACAACUGGCCACUGAAAUCACCUUUUGGCUGCUCUGUCCUCUGGUACCACAGUGGGUGGUUGUGCUGUUGUUCCUGCCACUUAAUUUCCAAUCUGUUCUGUGCUGUGAUCUCCUUCUCCCACUCACUCUCAUCUUUCUCAAACUGAUUCCUUUCAUCCUCUAUCUCAAGCCAAAGAUUCUUAGAGUGAAACUAGUAGAUUUCUCUGCAUGAGGAUAAAAACCUCCCAACAGUUUUCCCCCAGUUUUUAAUUUGAUGCUGAGAUAAAUGACCAAAGAUAGAAAUUCCAGGCUUGGCUUGUUUAGAAGAACUCGUUCAGACAUAUGAAGUUGCCUUCAAAGACCUAAAUAAGGACAGCUUUGUAAGAGCUGGUGGGUAAAGGAGCUCUACAGGUUUGGAGCUUCACAGGAGAGAUGCUGCUGUUGCUGAGCAGACUGUUUUGGAAAUGUACUGGGAAAACAAAACCUAGAAAAAUCUACAUCUCCAUUUAUCAUGUAUAUCACAAAAGUGUUGUUUGUAUACCCUCAUGUCUGAGGGAUUCAAACCCUCAAAACCCUUACUUACACAGUAAGAUGAUUAAAAAAAUACAUAGUAAACCAGUUGAACAGAGGGUGCUAGUUGUAAAAGAGUUGUAAGACAUCUCUCACACAGAAGUGUGUAGAAUCAGACCCUAAUUUAUGUGGCUGGCAACAAAGAUGUGAAAUAUUCUCUCUCCUGGGGUAAUGAGAGUGGAUUCUCCUGUGAUCUGCUGGAAGGUAAACUUACUGCUGAGGUGCUGGAAAGCUUCAGUUUAAUUUUGUGUUUGUCCUUUAGUUAGUGAAGUAACGAAGUGAGAGCUGGGUGGUUUGAACAGGAAGCCCAAAGGUCUGGUUUGUGUCACUGCACUCAAGUUUUUAUAAUUUAUAAUUCCUCCAUGUAUAAUUUAUAAUUAGUAAUGAUAAAAUAUUGAACUUGAAGCAUUGUUGCCUUUUAGCAUCUGAUUGAUUUAUUUGAAUAGCCUUCAUACUGGAAGCCUUUUCUGCUUCCUGAGGAGAAGGUCAUGGUGUUCCUGGCAAGGUAAAUUCCUAUGGUUUGGUGCAGUCCACAGUACAUAUUUGCUGCUGGUUUUUAGUUAGUGGCUUUGUUAUGCUCCUUCAGGUUAGUCCCAACAAAUCUCUACUGUUAGGAAAGGUUUCCUAGCAGUGGAUUUUAUUGACUAUCACAAUUUGGGCUAUACAAGAGGAUACUGGUUGACAAGAUUCACCAGCUCUUUAGAGGACACAACUACAUCCUUUCCUCUUCUGCCCAAGAGGCUUUCUCUUUUCUGGGCUGAAAAGUGAGGACUUCAGUCAGCUGCUUGUGCCUUCUGGAUGUCCAAACCGAUGCAGCAGCUUCUGGUGGCCACGUGCUGGGAGAUCCCAGGCAGGCUGAAUGUGUGAUGCUGUGGCAUGUGUGCAGCGAGUUGCCUGACUAUCAGGAAGGUGCCUGAGCUUUGCAGGUUGCUGGGGCCUGUGCAGGGGACCUGGGGCAGGAGGGACACAUCCCACAGCAUGUGGGAUGCUGGGCUGGGCCGUGUCACCACGCCUGAGCCUGCCCCAGAGUUUCAUCAGCUCCCCAUCUCAAGCUGACCGUUGCCAUAGCUACCUGCCCACCCUCAAAACUCCCCACAUUCCACAGCAAAUCUCUGCUCUUUUCACCUUCCAGUCUCUGCUACCAGCCUGUUUCAGAGAAACCUCAGCUCGGAGUUAUUUGGAGCUCAGCUGUUCUAAGCAUUCACUUCACCUAGUGACCAAAUCUUGUGAAGAAAAGCUGCGCCACGCUGACUUCAGCAUCACUGCCCCAGCAUUGCUUAUUUCUCAAAACAAGUACAUCUUUCAACCAUGUGUGAUUGGAAGGGUCUGAGUCUGAUGCUGAGCUGUGUUUCUGAGCAGCUGAGGACCCCGUCCCGUCCCACUGUGGCACAUGGGCGGAUUCACCCUCAGCACCUAGCUGAUGUUUCCCUGGUACAUGUUUAGGCUUUACCUUCUGUUUACCUGAGUUCUGUUGGUUCGGGUUUUUUUCCCCCUUUUCCUCCAGGUAAUACACUUUCUUCACCACUUUUCUCCUGGUGAAGGGCAAAAGGGUUUGAUCUUUGUAAGAUUUGUUACAAUAUUUCUGUGUUUCUAUGAGGAAAGCUGAGAUAUACAGAGACAAGUGCUUUUGUAAGUGUUUUGUUGUCGUAUGGUUCAGCAUUCAGAGGUUUGACAAACACAGUAUUUUGCACUCUCUCUGCAUAAGAAAGGUAUUUAUUUUCUGUCUUUAAGGUUUACUUUGUUGGUUGUUUUAUUUUUCUCUUCGAAUGUUAUGAAAUGCAGUA
Molecule: messenger RNA, 7445 nt
Organism: Colius striatus (speckled mousebird)
Lineage: Eukaryota; Metazoa; Chordata; Aves; Coliiformes; Coliidae
Gene: RNF144B
Product: ring finger protein 144B
Exons: 8
Coding region: 430-1341 (303 amino acids)
Biological process (GO): ubiquitin-dependent protein catabolic process; positive regulation of proteasomal ubiquitin-dependent protein catabolic process; protein polyubiquitination
Cellular component (GO): ubiquitin ligase complex; cytoplasm; mitochondrial membrane
Molecular function (GO): ubiquitin protein ligase activity; zinc ion binding; ubiquitin conjugating enzyme binding
Source: RefSeq, a predicted model, not a curated record